AACGAAGCGGUGCAACGGGGAGGAACGGCUGGCGGUCGAAUAAAAGGGGGUAGGAGGUGCGAUUUCGCGCGUUCACACCGCGACUCCGAAUUAUAUUUCCCCGAGACGGAUUCGCGACGGCGGCCCGCGCAAAUCGAGACUCCUCGAGAUCGGCUGACAGAGUCGGAGAGUGACAGGUGUGCGCCAUCCUCGAGAGGCCGACGAGAUGUCCGUGAUGGGAAAGCCCGUACUUUACUCCUAUUGGCGGAGUUCAUGUUCUUGGAGGGUAAGAAUUGCAUUGAAUCUAAAGGAGAUACCAUAUGACAUAAAGCCUGUGAGCCUGGUAAAGAGUGGCGGAGAACAACAUUCCAAUGAAUUUCGCGAGAUUAAUCCAAUGGAGCAGGUGCCUUCGCUCCAUAUUGACAAUCACACACUAAUAGAGUCUCUAAAUAUUCUGCAAUACUUGGAAGAGACUAGGCCAAAUCGUCCACUGAUGCCAGCGGAUCCUGUCAAAAGAGCUAGAGUAAGAGAGAUUUGUGAGGUAAUUGCCAGUGGUAUACAACCAUUGCAAAAUCUUGUUGUUCUUAUCUACGUUGGAGAGGAACGGAAGAAAGAAUGGGCGCAGCAUUGGAUCACUAGAGGAUUUACAGCUGUGGAAAAGUUGUUAUCGUCGAGUGCGGGCAAAUACUGCGUUGGUGACGAGAUUACGUUAGCGGACUGUUGCCUAGUGCCACAGAUAUUCAACGCGCGAAGGUUUCACGUCGAUCUCAGACCAUUCCCCACGAUUCUCAGGGUGGAUCGCCAUUUGGAACAUCAUCCGGCCUUUACUGCAGCUCACCCCAAUAACCAGCCCGACUGUCCGCCUGAGGCGACCAAGUAGCAAGCGAGGCAGACCACCCUUUUCCUCUUCUAAUUCUUUAGGAGGGAAAGAGGUGGUCCGAUAUUAUGUGGUCUCAUAGUGACAAAAGGUGACACGAGAUUUAUUCGUGCGUUUUUUUUUUGCAUAUUUUAAUUGCGUCAAUUAUUUCGAUUAUCAAAUUUCUAUAUCAUAAAUUAAAUUUUAAUCUAGAAAAAGAGGAUAGUAAAUAAAAAAAAUAUAUAUAUAUAUAUAUAACAAUUUGUCAUGAAAAUUAAUUGCGCGUAUCUUUGAUCGUGCGAGCGAAUUUUAUCAUUAUGAGAAGAUUAACUAUCAGUCAAUAAAUUAAAAAUUAUAUUUCGAUAACACGGUAUUUUUAUAUACCACGUACAUUAAAAAUAUUGUCCGAUAAUGAUAGCACCUUUUAUCACUUAUGAACUGCAUAUUAGUACCGAAAUGGUUAGCAACAACAAAAGCGAGUAGUGGUUUUAAUUUCAUAUCAUUUUUAGAACAUAUAGACUCGCGCCAUUUCUGUACUGCAAGAAAAAGGAAAGAAAUAUUGGCCUAUUUUUUAAGUUUUGUUACGUUUUUAUACAAUUUUACACGAUCAAUCGAAAUUUAUUUUUAUGCGUUGUAUAUUAUUAUUGACCUAUCCAGAAUAGGUUCUGUUUUAAAAUCAAAAGUUUACUUUUUAUAAACUUAUUAUAAUUUUUUUAUUUUUAAUUUUUGCUUGCGUAGCGUAAGAGACAAAGUGGAUGCUAAUUUUAGCAAAAUACCCUGAAAUCUUCGCUGGUAUGUAGAGUAAUGACUCUCGUAUUUACGCGAUAUACGAAGUACACAAGAAUAAAUUUAUAAUGCGAAAUGAUCAAAUAUUCGAAGGGAAACGUGUAAUAAGGGAAUGCGCUCUGCUCAAUAUCUCCCAGAAUACCGACGAAAAAAGUACAAAUCACAUAAUUUUCUUUAAUAUCCCAGAACAUCGUAGAAUACAUUAAAUUUGUUCGUUUUUAUUUCUACUUACAUUGAAAUAUCCAAUAAUUCCAAUAUUUGAUCGACUUAUACUUUGUCUCGUUCCAAGAUAAUUUAAUAUGCAAUAGCCUAAUAAGAUUUAUAUUAAAGCGAUAGCCUUUUCUAUCUUUAUUUUUUUAGAAAAGUAAUUAAAGUUUUCGAAGCAAUUUUCGCAUUAAAUGCGAAUAAAGCAAUUUUUAUAUUUUUUUUUUUAUGACGAAAUGACGGUAUAUUUUUUUACUUUGCGAAAUAAUUUUUAUAUUUAAACAAUUUCUUCAUCAGAAAUGUACCAAACGUCUCAACACGUGUAUUUUUUAAGAUUCAUAAAAAAAUGAACUUCCUACGUAACUGUAGUUAGAUAAUCUGUGAUUUUUGGAAUUACGUUUGCAGAACCGAAGUGACGUUGAUGCGAAGAUUAGAAUGUGCCAUUGAAAUGCCGUAGUACAAUAUCGCGAACGAUUUCAAACGCAAACGAUGAGAGGAAAACGUGUGUCGACAGAAUCAAAGUGUAUAUUUAUGCUCUUACAAAUAGUUUUCCCGGGGUUCAGAGCAUGUAAACAGAGAGAUAUCGAUAUUUUUCACGAAUGUUUUUUAUAGGAUCGCUCUCAUUGUGAAGCUGCGUUAUACAUAGCCCUCGUGUGCCCUUCGAGAAAUUUUAUAAAAAAAAAACAAACGUAUCGUUCGCACGUCAAAAGAAAAAGUCAAGUCCUGUGGAUAUAUCGAACAGGACCGAUCUCUGAAGGCCGAUAAUCAAAUUACACCUGGCAUUCUUCCUUAUUGCCGCGUUAUCCUUCUUCUUCUCUUCUGAUUUUACAAACGUCGCGACUACAUUUGCACUUGGAAUUUCAUAAAAUCGUAUAUCGCGCACGUUGUAACUGCCUUUUUGAGACUUUGACGAGUACUUCUUCCAGCUGUAGCCUCCAGCCUUCACAAUUAUUUUUUUAUAGCAGAUAUAGUAUCUUAUAACAAAGCUAUAAUUCUCUUUACAUUUUCCGCUAGGGAAGAUUAAGAAUUAAAUAUACAGGGUGUCUCUCAGUUAAACCAUCAAGUUUUACCAGUAUAUUCUAUAGAUAGAAAAAAUAUAUCAACAUUGUGUCUGGAAACUAUAAUCACAUUACUUGAAAAGAAAUUCAUUCGCUCAAUUUUUUAAUACAAGUUUAAUAUUAAGAGAUCAAAAUUAACAUCUUGUGAAGUCUUACAUGUCUGUCUUUUUUAGUUCAAUAAGUGGCAAACUAGUUAAUCUUCUUGAUAACUUAACUCUUGUAUAAUAUUUGAUGUAAUCAUAGACGUAGGAAAUAUAGACUGCGCAUAUCUAA
This is a messenger RNA of Nylanderia fulva, 3156 nucleotides long. Its product is annotated as putative maleylacetoacetate isomerase 2. Gene Ontology annotation, cellular component: cytoplasm; mitochondrion. The record is from RefSeq and is a predicted model, not a curated record. Lineage: Eukaryota; Metazoa; Arthropoda; Insecta; Hymenoptera; Formicidae. Gene Ontology annotation, molecular function: maleylacetoacetate isomerase activity; glutathione transferase activity. Gene Ontology annotation, biological process: L-phenylalanine catabolic process; glutathione metabolic process.